This is a messenger RNA of Menidia menidia (Atlantic silverside), 1266 nucleotides long. The record is from the annotation of a GenBank genome assembly. NCBI's taxonomy places the organism in Eukaryota, Metazoa, Chordata, Actinopteri, Atheriniformes, Atherinopsidae.
AUGUUGCUGAACGUGGUGUUGGGCUUCCUGUGUGGCGGCUUUGCUUUGGCGGCUGGAAACGACCCGGCGACUCAGGGCCCGCCCCCGCUUUUGCUCGUGUCUUUUGACGGUUUCCGUGCCGACUACCUGAAGAGGUUUCACAUGCCCAACCUGGAGCUUCUGUACAGCCAGGGGGUUCUGGUGGAGCAGCUCACCAACGUCUUCAUCACCAAGACGUUUCCCAACCACUACAGCCUGGUGACCGGGCUGUACGCGGAGUCUCACGGCGUCCUGGCCAGCAGCAUGUACGACCCCGUCAGCCACAAGCACUUCAGCCUGCGGAACGACAGCGACCCCUGGUGGUGGAGCGAGGCGGAGCCCCUCUGGCUCACCGCGCUGGACUCGGGCUAUGAGACGGCGGCCAUGAUGUGGCCCGGCUCCGACGUCGCCAUCGGCAACCGCACGGCGACGCACUUCCUCCCGUACGACGCCGCCGUCACCUUCCGCCAGCGGCUGGGAAACGUCACCAGCUGGAUGGCGGGAAACGGAAAGGAGAAGGGCGCCAUGUUCGCGGCGCUUUACUGGGAGGAGCCGGACCGCUCGGGCCACGCCUUCGGCCCCGACAACAACACCGCCAUGGCCGCCGUGCUGAAGGAGGUGGACGACUGCGUGGGGCUAAUGGUGUCGGAGCUCCGGCGGGUCGGCCUCUGGGGGAAACUCAACCUGGUGGUCACCAGCGACCACGGCAUGGCGCAGUGCUCCGCCCAGCGCCUCAUCCGAUUGGACGACUGCCUCCACCCCGACAACUACACCCUGGUGGACCUCACGCCCGUGGCAGCCCUCAUCCCAAACACAGACCCAGAGGCUGUUUUCGGCCUGCUGAACGGGUGCCACCCCCACAUGACGGCGUACCUGAAGAAGGCCAUCCCCGAGAGGCUCCAUUACCGCGACAACGAGCGCAUCCAGCCCAUCAUACUCAUCGCUGACGAGGGCUGGACCAUCGUUCAGCGAGGGAACAAACUCCCCAGAUACCCAGAGGCUGUUUUCGGCCUGCUGAACGGGUGCCACCCCCACAUGACGGCGUACCUGAAGAAGGCCAUCCCCGAGCGGCUCCAUUACCGCGACAACGAGCGCAUCCAGCCCAUCAUACUGAUCGCUGACGAGGGCUGGACCAUCGUUCAGCGAGGGAACAAACUCCCCAGAUGUGAGAUCUCCACAGGAAUAGUUACAUCCAACUCAAACCAAAACCUGGUCAACAUCUCAAUCAAAAGAAGCCACGCUGAAUGA